UCCGAGACUUUUCACAAAGAGAUUUUGGUGGUGCGUGUGUUCUGCGCGGAUAAUGACCGCGAUCGAGGGCAACUGUGAACGGAAUCGAUGUUUUCUUGCAUUUUCUCCCGACCCUCUAGAGCAUGCCCAAUAGUGACCCGUGCGGUGGUAUCUACUCCCCUAUUCCACAGACGACACUGACCGAUUCCGAAAGCGAAGAGGAGCUCCUUCGACGUACUACCGUAGUGAGACGCUCAGCCGACCGAGUAACGACGACCACGAUAAUGCUGAACGGAAUGAAAGGGCGCGCGGUGGCCGAGCUGCGACCGGCCCCGGCGGCUGGUGCUGAAAACGGUGGUGCAGCCCUCUACAAUGGUUACCCGCCAAGCCCAAGCGACGUCGAGGAUGCGAGUGGCGUGUUUCACGCCGACAACGUGGCCAUCCUGCACGAAACCGGAUCCCUUCCGGACCACAAAAUGUCCUUGCCGCGCAAGUGUUGCUUUGUGGCAUCGCUGGCCGUUUGCUUCCUGGCGCUCGUCACAUUCCUUUGGAUCAUUCCCUGCUCGGACGAUCUCUCGUGUCCUGCCAGGGCGGAACGGGUAAAGACUCAGAAUUGGAUUCGUAAUUACGAGAAGAUCGAGCUAAAGGGCGUUAUUAACGUGGUGGAAGGUGUGCACGGCAAAAGCAAAAAUCUAGUCUUCAUGUACCGAGGGGACAAGCUGUUCCCCGAGUUUGACGAUUCGUAUCGAAGAAGAAACGGAAUCAUCUCCCUGGUCGGUAGCUCGGGCAAGGUGGCCUGGUACGAUCAGAUGAUUAAUGAACCGAAGAGUAUCGAUUGUACGCUGCUCGAUGCCGACCGCAAUGGCGCACCGGAUUGUCUCGUGUUGGAUGAGUACGGCCAACUGGAGUGCAUUGAUCCACUGUCCGGUGAAUGGAUGUGGCAUGCCGAGGGUUAUAACAGGCGUGGCUCCGCCGGAAAGCAGGGCGCGGACAUGCUCGACUUCCCGUUACUCAUCCCGGACGUCGAUGGCGAUGGGGUAAAUGAUUUGCUGUUUGUGACGAGUUCGAGCGAAACGCGCCACAAUCGAUUGAUAAUGAUUUCUGGCCGGAAGGGUGUCACGAUUGGUGACUCGCACGCGGUCAAGGAGUGUCUGUACGUGCACAAGCUGAUGCUGGAUGAGGAGCUGAACGUGAAGUUCAAUUGUGUGCGCGAUAAGAGUGAGCAGCAGAAGGCCAAAUCGUUGCCGGAACUGUACAAGCUGAUCCACCGGAAGGCACUCGAUAUGCGAGUUGUGCGCCGAAUGCCCACGGGGCUACCGCAGCACAAAUUCUUUGGCCAGCGGCGUAAUACCGAGAAGCAGCGUACGAUCACCAAUGUCGGUGGUAAGCAGCUGGUGGUGGAGAACCGUGGCCGUUGCCCGGAAAACUGUUCCACCUCGGUGCUGCUAACAGAGGAAUCGACUGGAGCCGUCCUCUGGAAUGUAUCCGGUCGUCAACUGUACGGUAUGCAACCGGUGCGGUUAACGUUCACCAAUUUCGGAGCCGAUAACCGGUCCACCGUGUACGGGUUCGUGUUAAAGUUCUGGGAAUGGAGUCAGCGUGAUCCGGACAAUCGAAGCUCGCGGUUCCGGCGUAGUGUCCUCGGUGCGGGAACACCGCUACUGCACCGAUUCGCCCGUCAGCUCGUCCACCAGCAACCGUGGAUUGGACCGCCAGGAUUGGAUGCCAUUUCGAAAACGUCCUUAUCGGCUCGUGGCCAGAAUCAAUCGUCCGCUGCAACGUCCUCGAUACCCGGGCCUGGUUCGAGUCGUCCAACUGGAGCCUUCCGAACGCGGAUGCGCUUCCUGAAGGAAACGGUUAAGCUGAUCGUGUUCAACUCGACCGACAUCAAGAUCGAAAACACGAGCCAAAGCAACGUGAUACAGUUCUGCCGGGAACCGAUCAAUGGAGGCGAAUCGGCGGGCGAUAUGCUGUGCCAGCCGGAUCUGAACUACCAGGAGAACUCUCUUCUGAUAGCCGAUCUCGAUAACGAUGGUUCGCAGGAGCUGGUGUCGUACUAUUCAACUUUCGUCAAGACGGCCACCACCGAGGCGGAUGGUAUGGGAGCCGGAGUAGGAGCGGGCCCCGGUGCCACGAUGAAGCUGAAGACUUUCGUCCAGCUGUUGCGCCUGGAAUCGGAAUUGCCAAAGCUAUACGCGACUCCUGAGACCUCCCCUACAUCAACCGGUGGCAAUGCUGAGGCCAAACAUCGUUAAACGCAAUAUGAAGAUGGAGUGAGGAUUGGAAGACGAUCGAGAGUUCCGGGUUGGUUCUGCCUGUCUGUCUCCCUCUCGAUCGCAUGUGAUUGUGUGUGUGUGAUCUCAUACCAACCGUACCAGUAUAGCUUUUAAUCUUCCUCGAUGUUCUAAUAGCCUUUAGGGACUACACUGUUGGCAGAAUAGAUGCCGCCAGGCUGGUUCAAGUCCAGAUAUGUUCCAUACUUGAAAAGAUACAUCGCACUGAUCUCGUGUGUAGUAAGAAUCAGAAUCUCUCGUUACACCUUCACCUUGUAGUGCACAAGAUCUAGUCAUUUUUCAUGAGAUGCACCACAAAAGACAUACGCUGGCGCGUAAGACGGACCUAAGGGGCACGCAUCAUUGAAUAUUUAUGUGA
Molecule: messenger RNA, 2631 nt
Organism: Anopheles darlingi
Lineage: Eukaryota; Metazoa; Arthropoda; Insecta; Diptera; Culicidae
Exons: 3
Coding region: 123-2234 (703 amino acids)
Source: RefSeq, a predicted model, not a curated record